This is a messenger RNA of Vigna angularis (adzuki bean), 831 nucleotides long. RefSeq lists its product as uncharacterized. The coding region runs from base 1 to 831 and encodes 276 amino acids. The record is from RefSeq and is a predicted model, not a curated record. The transcript has a single exon. Lineage: Eukaryota; Viridiplantae; Streptophyta; Magnoliopsida; Fabales; Fabaceae.
AUGGCCUCCUCGACAACUAACGUACAACCUCAAAACGAGCGAGGCCACGUUUAUAGAUUCUCCCCUGUGCCCCGAUCGGAAACUGAUAGUGAAAACCAUGAACACCAACCCGUAUCAGUUUCCGUCCAAUCCACGGCCACAAUGUCAGGUUCAGCCAUGUCCGACAAUUAUUACACGGAAGAAAUAUUCAGCAUCAGCUCACGCGCCUGCGAAAUGAUUCAAGACAUCCUUGGCCUCACGCUGUUGAUGAUGCUGAUAUUGCUGCCAUUAUACAAGCGGUUGUGGACGCCAAAUGAAAACCCCGUUCCCCCGAUUUUCGUUCUGAAUUCGAUGUACCUUUCGAACUUCACCACAGGCAGUGGAGGAGUCUCUGCGACGUGGGAUGCGAAGUUAACGGUGACAAACCCGAACGUGUCGUGCAUCUACUUCCGCGUGAUUCACUUCACGAUAUUCUAUAAACGGAAUCCAGAAGAUGCGGUUUCUGUGGCGUCUUCGUACCCUUUUUACCUGGACAAAGGGGAGUAUUUGAAGCUGCAUUUGAAGUUCGUAACUGGGGAGAUUGGGUCAGAGAAUAGUGAACCCUUUGUGGAGAAAGGGUUAGUGGAGGAGAUGGGAAAAGAUAAGGAGAAAGAUGGGUCGUUGAGCUUCGGAAUGCAAGUGAAGGUGGAGGCGAUUUACUAUGGAGAAACAUGGGUGGCAGAUGUGCUUAUGAAUCCUCAUUGUGAAGACUUAAAGGUUCAGUUUCUGCAAUUUAAGAAUUCAGGAAGGUUGGUUAACCCUAAUAGGAGAUUCAUCAUCCCCAUACAUUGGAAGCCAUUCUCUUUCUUUUGA